UGCACAUUUAUAAAACUUUUAGAAGUAGCAUCUAACAAGGCAAUUGAAUGUUGAUACGAGUUGUUACGAAAGGCUUAAAACUUGUAAUUUGUAUUACUCUUUGUACGUUAAGUGAAUUGGAGAACAAUUAAAAAACUCAGUCGUUCAAUCAAAAUUAUAUCAAGAUGAUGGACAAUUUGGAACCUCUCACCACUGAUGGUGGUCGUAUAGUAAAAAUGGAAGUGGACUACACUGCUACAUGUGAUGAAAAAAUCGCUGUCGCUGAAAGUUUGGCGGCCAGCGGUAAACUACAAGAAGCAUUGGAUACGUUACUUGUGCUUGAAAAACAAACUAGAACUGGAUCUGAUAUGGCUUCAACUAGUCGAGUUUUGGUUGCUAUUGUUAAACUAUGUUUUCAAGCCAAAGAAUGGGCAUUACUUAAUGAACAUAUUGUUAUGUUAACUAAAAGAAGAUCACAGUUGAAACUUUCAGUUGCAGCUAUGGUCAGGGAGUGUUGUACAUUCAUUGACCAAACACCCGAUAAAGAGACAAAAUUGAAAUUAAUCGAAUCCCUAAGGAACGUUACUGAAGGAAAGAUAUAUGUAGAAGUAGAAAGAGCUCGUCUCACACAAAAAUUGGCUCAAAUUAAAGAAGACGAAGGCGAUGUUACUGGCGCUGCAAAUAUCAUUCAAGAAUUGCAGGUGGAGACUUAUGGUUCAAUGAAAAAACAAGAAAAAGUUGAACUCAUUUUGGAACAGAUGAGAUUAUGUUUGGCUAAGAAAGAUUAUAUUCGUACACAGAUUAUAUCAAAGAAGAUAAAUACAAAGUUUUUUGAUGAUGAUAAACCUGAAAUACAACAGCUCAAAUUAAAAUACUACAAAUUAAUGAUUGAGCUGGGUGAACAUGAUGGUCAAUACUUAGAUAUAUGCCGCCACUACAGAGCUAUUCAAGUUACUCCUGAGAUUAAUACUGAUGAAACAAAAUGUAAUGCUGCUUUGCAAAAUGCAAUAUUAUACCUCAUUUUAGCUCCAUACGAUAAUCAUCAAUCUGAUUUAACUCACCGAAUUCUGGAAGAUGAAACUUUACAAAAAAUACCCAAGUACAAAUCAUUCCUGCAAUUAUUUACCACUAUGGAAUUGAUUCAAUGGAAAGAGUUGAGCCAGGAUUAUGAAAUUGAACUAAAAUCUGGGCCUACAGCUACAGAUGUAUUUUCAGAAAGCACUGAAAAAGGAAAGAAACGUUGGGCUGAUCUUAAAAACAGAGUUGCUGAACAUAAUGUUCGUGUAAUGGCCAAAUAUUAUUCUAGAAUCAGAGUUGUUCGAAUGUCUCAGUUAUUAGAUAUGACUUUAGAGGAUACUGAACAAUUAUUAUCUAACAUGGUUGUAGAUAAAUCUGUAAAAGCUAAAAUCGAUCGUCCGUCAGGUGUGGUUGAAUUUUCAGUUGGAAAAUCUGUUAACGAAGUGUUGAAUGAAUGGUCAUUUGGACUCAACGACCUCAUGAAGCUAGUAAACAAUACUACUCAUCUCAUCAACAAAGAACAGAUGGUUCAUAAACAUUUACUGUCUCAUUAAGAAAUAAUUAAACAUUUGUAAAUUUCCCCAAAAAACACAAAUUUAAUAAUAAUUUAAUUGUUAUUUUUAAUUAUGAUAAAUUAUACUCAUCCAAAAGUUUUUUGCUCGUUUUCAAUUUUAUAGUUUGAAUGAGUGUAAUACAUUUAUAUUUUUUACAAUAACUAUACACAUUCAAUAAUGAUAGGGGCGCAUAAGAAGAAAAUUACAUAUUAAUGAGUGAAAAAAAAAAUUUGUGAAUACUUUAGGAUAAAUUCAAUACAAUGUAAUUAAAUUAAUAAGUGCUUUUUAUUUCUAA
Myzus persicae (green peach aphid) is the source of this 1845-nucleotide messenger RNA. Its product is annotated as 26S proteasome non-ATPase regulatory subunit 12-like. Gene Ontology annotation, cellular component: cytoplasm; proteasome regulatory particle, lid subcomplex; nuclear proteasome complex. The record is from RefSeq and is a predicted model, not a curated record. NCBI's taxonomy places the organism in Eukaryota, Metazoa, Arthropoda, Insecta, Hemiptera, Aphididae. The transcript has 8 exons. Bases 165 to 1550 code for a protein of 461 amino acids.